AUGACUUGUCGCGUUUAUUUGGGAAGACUGCCUUACGGUACGAGGCAACGAGACGUCGAAAAGUUUUUCCGUAACUACGGAAGACUGCGAGAAAUCAAUUUAAAGGAUGGCUAUGGAUUUGUGGUAAGAGUUUCCUAUUAUUUUUGUUCACGAUUUUCAAUGCAUGUGAAUUUCCUUGAAUGUGAACCAAAAGAAUAGAUUUAACUUUAAUUCAUGGUGUAAUUUUUAAUGUGAAGCACAUGGUUGCAUGUAAUUAUAGUAUUUGCUUGGGCAAUGAAUGGUAAAUGGACGUAUUCAGCUGACGUAUUAUAAACGUUGACAAGACGUUUAAUGACCUUUAAUAUGGAAAUUUUCAGGGCAUAAGUUGUUGAUGUUUUGGAUUGUUGAUACAAAAGUCGAGCCUUUUGUACUCGGCAGAUUUGAUGGAAUUUAAACCCCAUUUACACGUGCUAAAAAAUCAGCACGGCACGCCAAAUUUUUGGCACUGUGCCUCGUUUACCCGUGCCGAGACUACCUCUGUGAGGAAGUCUUGGCACGCCUAAAAUUUUGAGCUCUGGUGCCAGAUUACAUUUGGGACCGAUACAUUUACACGUCAAAAAUUGGGAGUGCCGUGCCUUAAAGUCGUUAGCAUGGUGCCAAAAAUGUGGCGUGCCGUACCAAUUUUUUAGUGCGUGUAAAUGAGGUUUUAAGCUCAAUUUAUGGUUGCGAUUUGGUACAUUUUUGCACGUAGGAUUCACUUCUUUCCAUGAUGUAAACAUGUCCCGGGUAAAUAAUAGAAUUCUCUGUUUUCACUGUCACGUUUGCAGCAAAACACUACUCGAUAGCUCAACUCUUCGGCAGUACUUAUCAGCCAUAGGGAGCUAUAUGUUGCAUAUUCCAAACUCUGCAGAGGGAAAUUGUUUAAGAGAAAAAGAAAACCACACACUAUGUCGGAAAAGCGAAAUAAAAUCAAUAAAUUUGCGAAUUACCAAAAUAUAAUAGUGAGAAACAGUCCCACCUUGGACUGCCAUGUUUUUGUUCCUUCCCAAGACUGUUGAUCUAUGGUUUUUGACGUAAUGUGCAUGAUCAGUACACAAAUCCGCUGGCAAGACUUUUGCUGAUCACUUGGCAAGUAAUGCGAGAACAUCAUUUGGAUUUUUCAUUCAAGAGAAUGUGUGGGAAGUAGCUUCCCCCCCGCCCCCGGUUGUGCAUUUUUUCAGAAAUUGUUGUAUUAUUGAGAGAUGUAGAAUCACAAUUUGGCAAACAUCAGUUUGUACAGCUUUUGUUACUUUUUGUGUUUCUGUGCUUCAUAGAGCCAAACUAAACAAGUGCAAUAAUUGCACAAAAUUGCAAAUGUUACUGUGAAUGUACUGCGACAAAAAUUACAUCUAUGCAAAAUCAGUACUUUCAUGCAAGUUUUAUCUUCUUAUGUCCUAAUUUGAAUUGUCUAUAUGUCAAUUAGUGGCUGGUUUUUCUUAAGUCACCACCAGAGUGCUUAGGUUUGAAAGUCAUUUUGUGUUUCACUCUUGGAAUGCUUGUGUAAAUUCAAGUUUCUAAUACUGUACAUACAUAAUUACUUUCUUGUGUGUACCAUUUUCAGGAGUUUGAAGAUAGCAGAGAUGCAGAAGAUGCUGUUUAUGAAUGCAAUGGGAAAGAAAUGAUGGGAGAAAGGUAUGCAUUAACGGGCCUGACAAAAUUUAAAAAUUAUUCCAGAAAAAUAAUAUGCUAAGCAUACACUAUGUUGACUUCUAGUCUUUGGUUUUCAUCUCUCCAGUCAUCACAGUUGAUUGCAGGACAUUGUCCAAUGAUCAACUGUUACUUGCAGCUUUGAUUACUUGCAGCAUUUUAUCAAUAAUCUGCCUGUUCUAUUACCUCAUUGUCUGUCAUGUUCGGGUAUAGCUAACAUUUGAGAUUUGAACAUUUGAUUUUUUUGUGAAAAAGUCUUCAAUAGUUUUGCUUUAACAAUUGGCUUGUCCAAGUUUUAGACGCCAAACCAUUAUCUGUUUGUGUAAGAGUGAUUAGCUGCGUUUAUCUCCUUUAGGAAAUCAGCACUAGUAGUAGCUGUUGUUGUUAUUUAAUUUAAAGUAAUGUGUUCGUAUUAGUAAUAAUCACUUGAAUUAAGUAAUCUCCAUCCUUAACAAGAAGCAAGACCCCUAAUCAGGUCAGUGUGACUUGUUUGAUUUCAGGAUCCUAGUUGAACAUUCACGCGGAACAGCCAGAGGCUUCAGUGGUGGCCGCAAAUCCAGGGCCAGAGAUAAGUAAGUGCAGUAGAUUCUAGCUUGGUUUUAAGUUUUAAGAAUUUCUUUUCCCUUAUUUUGAGUUCAUUCUCAAAUAUUCUUCCACUUGGACAAGUAACAGAAGGAAAUGAAAAACAUGAAGCAGUACAAGGAAAUUUCUUUGUGAUAAGCAGUAAUGUCUAAGUCUCAUCACUUUCUUUUGUCUCGGUAGGUAUGGACCUCCUGUAAGAACACCUUGGAGGAUCAGAGUAGAAAAUUUAUCAACGCGUGUUAGUUGGCAGGUCAGUAAGAUAUUAAAGAAGUAAUGCCAUCUCUUGUUUCUUCAAUGUUCUAGUUAGGCUGUAAAUAUGAUUUUUACAGGGGGUUGAAAGCGAAAGAUGGUUUGGUUCUAGUAAUGAUUUUGUGAAUAAAACUAAAGAACUGGUCGUGUUGAAAAUGUUGUAUUUGCUGCUUCAUCCACAGUGGUGGAUCCAGGGGAGGGCUCCCCCCUUAUUUUUUGAUCAAAAUGAGGCCCAAACGGCCGAAAAAAAUGUUUUUGGAGAACCCCUCCCCCCCUCCCCCUUAUCUGAAGGUCUGGAUCUGCCACUGAUCCAUGGUGUUUUAUUUAAUUGUAUAGUUGAAACAAUAUCAUGUUAAAUGAUUCAAGAGCUUUGAAUUCACACUUUGCAUAAUUAUGUGAUGAUGUUUCCUGGUGCUUCUUACACAUUUUUUCAGUUUCUAAAGCCGUACAGGUGUAUGUGACUGUUUGCUGAUGUUGUUGGGUUAAUGGGAAUGAAAUUGGUAUUAUUGCUGUGUUUUAUGAGGAAAUACCUGCUUUCUGAACAAGAAUCCUGUUAAAAAUUUAUGGAAAACAAGAUAAAACUAAAUAUAUGAUGUUAUAUACUUGAUGUAGGCAGGUCUGAUAAAACUUUACCUUGCCUUGAAAUAUUUUCAGUUACAAGAUGCGCUUGUGAGGGGUGAUGUGAGGGUAGUCACAGAUGCUUAGAUGAUUAGAUGCGCUCCCCUCUGAUGUUUGAGUGGUUUUGAUGCUCAGAUGCCAUCCGAUGUUGAUACUAAUCAUCAUGACGAGCCAAGUUUUAACAAAGGCAUGACACAAAAACACUCCCGUGGCAAAUGCUGACUGAUGAACUGUGCGAUUUGAAAAUGACUCAGACGGUGGAUUCCUGCGAAAUUGUUGCUGUAGUAUUUUAAUUUGUGACACUAGUUUCUUGAUAUGCCCUGGCUUGUCAAACUUGUCUUCGGAGCCAGCUACAGUUCAAAGUUAAGAUGAGAAAAGGGUUGAAAAAUAUAUACCAUUGAAAAGAAAAUAAAUAGGAAGGGAAGUUUCCAUGUUUACACUAUUUUGCAUUAUAAACGAGGGUUUUCUUGAGGGACAGUGACCCCUGUCUAGAUAACUGAAAAGUCAAAUGAUUAAAGUUGAAUUCAGGGUGAUAAAAUCUCUGCAUAACUCAUGACCAAGGUUGUUUUGUUAAGUACAACUGUCAUUACUAGGAUCUCAAAGACUAUGUACGCCAAGCUGGAGAAGUGACAUAUGGAGAUGCACACAAACAAAGACAAGGUGAAGGGUAAGUAAGUCUGUUGGAAUACUUUUUUGCUGUCCUGUAGUGUGCAGUGAAUUAGUAGGCUCAUUGUUGAGAAUCACUGCUUCCUAGUUAGUUCAUUUGGCUGGAUACAAGAAUUUGAAGUAAGAGGCCUAAGCACUCCAAGCUCUGACCAUUUCAGUCACUGUGGCAAGUAGACUAAAAUUGCUGUUAAAGUAACAAAUUUGGUGACCUGUGUUCAGUCAUAAAAUGCCAAACCAUGGUGUUUUAGUUAGUUAAAUUGUGUUUAUGGUCCUUAAAGAGAGAUCAUGAAACAUUUGUAGGAAAGAAUAUUGUAUUCCCCCCUUCCCCUCUUCCCCUUCCUGUGCAAACCUGACACCACCCAUCCUCAAAAUUUUCUUCAACAACUGUUGAAGUAUGUUUCCAACUAGUGACUUUCUUGUUUUUGUUUUGAUUUGUUUUGUUCAGUGUCCUUGAGUUUGCCAGCAAGAGAGAUAUGAAAGAUGCCCUAAGGAAACUUGAUGGGACUGAGCUGAAUGGAAAGCGCAUUAAGCUUGUUGAUGUAAGUCUGAAAAAAAUUUUUAUUAUUUGAACAAUAAAACUCCAGUGACUUCCUUCUGAUAAGGAUAUUAUUAUUUUACUAUUCAUUCAGAUUAUUUCUAACCUCAAAAUAUGCUCAUCACUAUCUACCGUAUUUCCUGGAAUAGGUGCUCACGCUCUGAUAAGCGCCCUUACCAAAUAAGCACCCACCACUUUUUUUAUAGGAGGGGUACAAGGAAAACUUGUUUCUAUUGCCACUUUAUUGAGAACUCGGUGUAUCAACGGUAUAAUGAAACUAAGGUACUCUUGAUUAUCAACAGGAGAACUUAAUAGACACCCCCCUCGAUGAAGCGCCCUCCUUCCAAUAAGGGCCCAUCCUUAUAGCCAAAAUUUUAAAUAAGCGCCCGGGAGCUUAUUCGAGGAAAUAGUGUAUGUGAAGUUCCCAUCUUCUUAACAUUUGCCUACACACAUUCUUCAAAGAGAAAUUUUCAUCUAUCGAGUGGUAUACUUUCUAUUCUUACUAUGUUUCGUAGACUGGUAUGUUGUUUUUUUGUCAUAAAGUGUGAAAUCUUCCGCAAUUUAUUUUUCUCCAGCUCUGCACUGCCAAAACAGCUGAGCGAUCGCGUCGCCUUCCAUCCCUCUUGUUUGUCGAUUAUCAGUAUAACUGACGUCGGCGGACUGUAUCAACUGUAUUGGCAAACAUGUUCCAAUUUUGGUCAAAGCUACAAUCAGGGACAAAAGUAGUUGACGCACUUGUCGAAAAGGCGCGUUUCAUGAACAGUUUCAUUCAUUUCCUAUUUGAUCCUGAUUUAACGGCGUAAAUCCCCCCCAACCCCCGAAUCAGUGUUUGUUUGCAGGAAAAGAAAGGUUUGAUGGUCUUAAAUACAACAUUAAGGGUUUUAGGGUACACAGAGGGAAGGAGCAAUUUUGUCUCAACACUUUUGUCCCUCAUCGUAACUGUUACUACGAAGAAUUGGUUGAAGAUUAAAGCCAAUCGGAAACAGAGAAAUAUUUUGAAUGAAAAGUAAUAUACUUAGUAUGGUUUAAGUGUUAAAAAUGAUUGUUUUUGUUCUUUAGGAAAGUACACCUUCUCGUUCCUGUACUCUUUCUUUGACGUAGACUCUAAUUGGAUAGUAUGAUUUACGUAACUCAAUUCUUUUGCAGGAAAGUCCACGUUCUCGUUCUCGUUCUCGAUCAAGAAGCCGCUCCAGAUCCAGAAGACGAUCUCGAUCCAGGUCUCGCUCAGCUUCACGAUCUCGACGACGCCGCUCAAAAUCACGAUCACGUUCUAGAUCACGAUCCCGAUCGCCACGACGCAAAUCGCAUUCCAAGUCGCGCUCAAGGUCCAGGUCACGAUCCCGUUCACGAUCUCCGCGCAAAUCCAAGUCCCGAUCACGUUCACGUUCACGCUCAGCAUCUCGAUCGCCCAGAAAUGAUAAAGAAGCAUCUGCGGAACCUGGAGCUGAUGAUAAUCAGAAUCAUAAUUCAGCAGAAAGAGAUCAGGCCCGUGAAGAUGAUGAUGAUGCCGACGCUAAGGCUUAGUAAAAUGCCGUUUCUUUGCUUGUACUUUUAAAACGUGUUGGUUAGAUUAUUGAUUCUGUACUGUCAGAUGUGUUUUAAUGGUCAAACAUACAAGCUGCCAGCUCUUUUAUUAAGCAAUAUGUAGGCGUGACUCUUGACCAAGUUAUUUAUUUGUAAGGCUGUAGGCAGCGAAAACCUUCUGAUUGGAUGUCAUUUCAUUUGAACGUGUUUAUUGUUUUUAGUUUAUUUGCUGGAACUGGAAAUUGCUUUUAUUAAACA
Molecule: messenger RNA, 6097 nt
Organism: Porites evermanni
Lineage: Eukaryota; Metazoa; Cnidaria; Anthozoa; Scleractinia; Poritidae
Source: the annotation of a GenBank genome assembly